Molecule: messenger RNA, 378 nt
Organism: Heterostelium album PN500
Lineage: Eukaryota; Evosea; Eumycetozoa; Acytosteliales; Acytosteliaceae
Exons: 3
Coding region: 1-378 (125 amino acids)
Source: RefSeq, a predicted model, not a curated record
AUGAAUAUAUUUGGUAUGAAAAAAAUUAGUAUACUCCCAAUACGUGAUAUACCAAUUAUAAAUCAAGUUGUAAAUUUUGUUCGUAUAAAUGCAGUGAUUAGUAAACUUAGAUCGACAGAACCCACUUAUCAUUUCAAACACAUCACCCAACUUGCCCAAUUAAGAUCACAGGAAGAGAGGUUUGAAAAGAAAAGAGGUAUCUUUGAGAUUGACUAUGAUUACGUUUAUUUUACUCUUCUGGAUGCUCAAAAAAGACGAUGUCCGAUUACCAAUGUACCACUAAGUCUUGUUUCCAUGUCUCACUGGCAAGCCAGUGUCGAUAGAGCUGAUGAUAAAAUUUCUAUCAAAGACCAAAUUAUGAAUAAAUUCAAUACCUAG